GUUCAUAGUAAAAUAAUAAAUCUAUGGCAAAUGUGCUUUCAUUUGUAAGAGUGGUCAGCAUUGCAAGGAAGUCAGCAGAAUCAGCCCCAACAGAUCCUGCAGAACGCUUCUCACUAGGAACCAAAUUCCCUGUCUCUUUGCAGCACGGGCCCUUUUCACGGGUGCACACUGUAACUAGGGAGACGGUGGAUUGUUGCAGACGGGGGAGGAGACUUAGUAUUUGUGUAUUGGUGUGUAGGAGAUGUCUCUGUGAGCCGGGAGACCACACUUCAUUAGAAAUAAUGGAUCAGCCUCCUGGUGGCCAGGAGAGUCCUUAUUAUGAAGAAACACUGGCACGGAGCAGGUCUGGGAGUAGCUCUGCAAACUACUCAAGUGAUUUAUUUGAAUCCACUUCGGAUGAAUCUAGUUGGAAUUAUGAAAGUGAUUCAUUUGAAUCUCUUACCAAUGACCCUGUUCCGAACUAUGAGAGCGAUACAUUUGAAUCAUAUUCACACGUGAAAUCUCAUGACAUUUUGUUUUCUGAAACCACCAGCAUCAUAUCAGAAGCAGAUGAGGAGGUCCCAGACAGGAAUAAUACAGAGAACGACUUAAUUAAGAAAUGGAUAACAAUACUUGUAAAAAGUAAACUUCAAUCUGAAAAUUCUUCAAGACCUCAGCUCAGCCCGGGUGAGUAAAACUUUCACUGUUUG
Messenger RNA from Rana temporaria (common frog), 689 nucleotides. RefSeq lists its product as uncharacterized. The transcript is spliced from 3 exons. The record is from RefSeq and is a predicted model, not a curated record. Bases 24 to 674 code for a protein of 216 amino acids. NCBI's taxonomy places the organism in Eukaryota, Metazoa, Chordata, Amphibia, Anura, Ranidae.